Molecule: messenger RNA, 1076 nt
Organism: Symbiodinium pilosum
Lineage: Eukaryota; Dinophyceae; Suessiales; Symbiodiniaceae
Source: the annotation of a GenBank genome assembly
GUGCCUGCAUCAUCUGGCUGGGCUUGUUCAUUGAGCUGGCUGACUUGGGCAGCAUCUUCCCAACAGCUGGUCGAUACGGUGACGGUCAAUUCGGUUAUCACCGGUUUCUGCAAGAGAUCAAUCUGGAUCUGGAUGCGCUGCGCUUGAAUUGGGGCAUUUUGCCAGAUACAGUCUUUUGCAACACCUUCCUGCGAGUUAUGGAAAGAGGACAGCUCUGGCAAGAAGCGGUACGUUCUUUCAUCAGGAUGCAGCGGGCUAGAGCCGAUGCAGAUGCUGUUGGACUGAGCACAUUGCUAUCAGCCACAGCCAAGGCGAGUUCAUGGACUCAAUCCAUGUUUCUCUUUCUCCAUAUUCGACGUCUGGGUCUUGCUCUAACGGUCGUUAGCUACAAUGCGGUCAUGAACGGCUGCUCUAUGUGUGCAGCUUGGACGCAGGCAGCAGUGCUGCUUUGGGACAUGCACAUCAGGGCCAUGUUGCCAGAUGUGGUGUCCAUGAACACGUUCACUUCUGCAUGCAGCCCCUGCGGCAAGUGGGCGCAGGCCCUUCAUGUGCUUCCCUUUGCGGACGCCUUCGGCUUGGCUUCUGCAGCAAGAGCAUGUGCCACUGCUCUGCGGUGGCACAGCGCCCUUGGGCUCCUGCAAGGUGAUUCGGUGGGGAUAAUUGAAUGCAAUGCUAUUUUGAAUGCCUGUGCGGAGGCAGGGGAAUGGCAAGCGUGCUUGUGCGUGCUAGAGUACAUUCGGAAGACUGGACCCGAACCAACCUUGGUGACCUUUGCAUGUCUUGCAAAGGCUAUCUAUACUGGGCUAGCGAGUGAGGCAAAGCGCCCCAGACCAACGUGGGAGUUAUCCCUGCUUCUGGUCGCAAUGCGCGAACAAACGGGAAUGGCACAAGCCACACGAGGACGGACGCGCUCGCAAAACAACGGCAACCUUGACAUUUUCCUCAGCAGCUGCAAUUUGGCGCUGGCAGAUAAUUCACAGUGGGAGCAGGGCAUUAGGAUGCUAGCGCAGCUUGAAUUCCCAGCAGAUUCAGUGAUAGACUGCAGGGUGACUUUUGCUCCCAACCAACAGGUCUAG